Molecule: messenger RNA, 4486 nt
Organism: Nomia melanderi (Alkali bee)
Lineage: Eukaryota; Metazoa; Arthropoda; Insecta; Hymenoptera; Halictidae
Gene: timeout
Product: circadian regulator timeout
Biological process (GO): DNA repair; entrainment of circadian clock; DNA replication checkpoint signaling
Cellular component (GO): replication fork protection complex
Molecular function (GO): DNA binding
Source: RefSeq, a predicted model, not a curated record
CGCGUUCUCUCAGUCACCUGUUGCGUUUGACAUUUCUGUGUCGUGUGUAGAUUUAUUGAUUUGUUAUAAGUGUUGUGCAUUUUCAGUGAGUGCAUUAAAACUUCAAUGAAAUUUUACCUUAUUUUCCUCAUUCAGACGUAAUUUGUUAAAAUUGAUUACAAUAAUGAUUCUCACAUCUCUCUAAGGGAAAUUAGAUUAUUGUUUAGUAUAUAAACAAAGUAAAAAUGUCAGAUUACCUUUCUACUGAGCUUACAGCAACUUGCGGUGCACUUGGUUAUUAUGAUGGACAUAAAUAUCACUUAGAUAAAUAUUGUUUAGAUGUUAUAAAAGAUUUAAUUAAAUAUUUAAGAAGGGAUGAUGAUAGUCAUACUGUACGACAGUUUCUUGGUCAAACUAAGAUACUUCAAACUGAUCUUAUUAAAAUUUUCAUUGAUCAUAGUGAUAAACUUGAACUUUGGGAUGUACUAUUGAGGUUGAUUAUAAAUCUGACCAGUCCAGUUUUAUUACUUUACAAUGAACAAAUACCUACAGAUAAAAUGCAACACAGCAUAUAUCAGAAGCUUAUCUUUUAUACACAAGAAUAUAAGGUAGCAUUCAUUGAUGAUCGCAUAUGGACAACGCUAAGCAAUCGUUUAAGUAAAAUUCUUAAACUUGAUACUAUGGAAAGAGGAGAAGAAAAAGAAAUGAUGAUUGAGAGAAUCCUUAUUUUUAUUAGAAAUGUGUUACAAGUACCACCGGAUGAAAAUGAAAAUCGUGUUGAUAAUGAUGUUACUGUCCAUGAUGAGGUUUUAUUUGCACUUAAUGCUUCAGGGGUUGUUGAUUUAUUACUAUUUAUUGCUAGUAAUCAAAGUGAGAAACAGUACCACUUACAAGUAUUAGAGAUCGUGUCGCUAAUGUUGGGCGAUCAAAGUCCAAGUCAGUUAGCAACUUCAGGUUUACAACGUAGCACUACCGAGAAAGAAAAAGAUGAGGCAGUACUCUUAGCUGCUCGACAGAAAGAGAAGCUAGAAAAAAUGGAGAAAAUAAGAAAAUAUGCUGGUGCUAGACAUUCCCAUUUCGGUGGCACAUACGUCGUCCAGAAUAUGAAGGCUAUCGGGGAGAAUCAGCUGUUGUGUCAUAAGCCGUUCCAGAAGAUCGAAGCGUUGAAUUUCGGCAGAACUAAGACAAGGUACGCGACACCAAAAAAUAAACGUCCCAUGUCCGAUCCGAAGGGUGAACGUACGUCUACCCUCAGCGUGAGACUAUUCCUGAAAGAAUUCUGUGUAGAAUUUUUGAACGCCGCUUACAACCCCGUAAUGAAAUACGCAAGGUCGUGUAUCGUGGCGAAUCAAAGCGAACACUCGGAAACGAUUUGCUAUCUCUGGACAUUGCGUUUCUUCAUGGAGUUCAAUCGUCAUUACAAGUUCGAAGUGAAAUAUGUAAGCGAGACAAUAUCGACGGAAAUGUUUCAUUUCACGCAAAGACAAAUGGAACAAUAUCAGGAGAUGAUGCUCAUGGAUAGAAAGAAGAUACCACUUUGGUCCCGUAGAUUACAUGUUGCAUUAAAGGCAUAUAAGGAACUUCUGCACACCUUGAUGGCAAUGGAUCAAAGCGCGGAUCGUGGCGUUAGAGAAUCCAGCAAAGUCAUUAAGAGUAACGUAUUCUAUGUUCCGGAAUAUCGGGAAACAAUUCUUACUCAGUUCCUGUCCUUCGACGAGGUUAAAAUGUCACGUCAAUACUUGGUUGAUCUGAUUACAACGGUACACAUCUUUUUGAAGAUGUUGAGUAUUUAUUGCGGCAGAAGCAACCGCAGCGUAUUAGUGCAAAAGAAGGCGCACAAACACAAGAGAUCCGGCAAAAAAAAAACUGUGCAGAAGGAACAGCCUCCGCCACGAACCAUGGAGGAACGCUGGGAUGAGGUCAGCCCCCAGUUGUCAGUUGUAAUGCGAGAAGGGGCGAUACCGGAAGUCGUGCCAUUCGACGCAGCGUCGGACGUACCGAUCGAGGAUCAAAAAGUGGAGGCUAUGAAGAAAAUUCAGAAGCUGUUGCGGACGAAGUUUCUCGAACAAGCUAUUGGUUUGAUUCGCGCGUCAAGAGAGGUUUGGCCGGAGAACGAUUGCUUCGGAAGGGCGGACAUUACAUCGGAGGAAGAGUUCCUGGCGCUGCGAGAAAUCUUCUUCGCUGAUCUGGGCGUUGAAGAUGAGCCGGUUACUCAAAACGAAGAUCAAGAAGAAAACGCCGAGCAUGAUGAAGAUGAAGAGGAAGAUGAAGAGGAAGAAGACGAAAGAAGAACAGUUAUGGUUGAAGCCAAUUUCAACUUUACUGAGUUUAUACAGAGGUUCGCCAACAUAAAAAUUGUAAAAGCGUUACGAAUCCUCCUGCAGCAAUUCGACAAAAACACGGACGAGGUGAAUCAUUACGUUAACAAGAUGUUGCAUCGAAUUGCAUGGGAUUGCAAAAUGCCAGGGAUGAUGUUCCAGGCGUCCAUGUUUCGGGUUUUCCAGAGAAUCCUCGAUUCUAAAUAUCCUGGCCACAAGGAACUCCAAAAGUUCGCCAUCUUCAUAAUCCGGCGUUUCAUCGAAGUCGCGCAGAAAAAUCGGAAGGCAUACAUGGAGCUGCUCUUCUGGAAGACCACUCGUGACGCGACCGAGGUCGUCGAGGGUUACAACGCGGAAACGGAUAACAAGAAAGUUUCGCGCAGUCUCUGGACCGAGGCCCAAGAGGACGAGUUACGCACGCUCUUUAUGGAACAUCAGACUAACAAGUAUUCCCAGGAUCUCGUUGACUGGUUAUUGGAAAAUAUUACUCAAGAGAGGACUCGUCGUGGUAUUAUUAAAAAGCUGAAGGAAAUGUGCUUAAUUGUCAAUUCAAAGAAUGUACGUAGCGAAAUACAAAAGAGGCUACCCAAAGAAUGGUCCGAGGAAGAAGUUGCUCAACUAUCAGAGCUCUGGGAACUGCGGAAAGAGGAUGACGAUCCCGUGGAUAUGAUCUUCAAUGGGCUCACAAUAAAGCGUCCGAAGCCAAAGAUCAAGGAGAAGCUUUUAGAAUUAGGAUUGGCUGCGGAUCGAAAGGAGCUACGCAAGAAGCGAUCCAGAAAAAGCAACCACGGGAAAUCGUCGUGGGAAACACAGUCUGUUAGUAAUUCAGACGAGAAUGAAAGCAGCGACGAAGAAGCUGGGAAAUCCCCGGGACCUAGCAGAAAGGCUCCCAAUAAACCAACAAACAGGAAAACGAAGACUGGCAGGAAGAAAGAGCCGACCGUGGUCUACACGGAUGCACAAUUAUCUGGAUUCUUGAAGGAUGUCAUCGAAAAAAAUAUGAACGAGGCUUUGGAAUGGAUUAAGGAAUCCCUGCAGGAUAUCCUGGACGAUCGAGACGAGGAAAGCACCGAAGGUAUUCCCUUAGUCCCACUGACAGAUUAUUCGUCCGCCGCGAUGGAUUCGCCCAGCUUUCAAAAGCUUCUUCGAGCUAUGGGAUUCACACCUCCGUUUGAUGAACAGGAAUCUUAUUGGCGUAUACCAGCUAAUAUGCUUACACCGUCCAUUCAAAAGCGUUGCGAUCUUAUCGAGUCUGCGUUGGCAGGAAAUUUCAUUGCUGAAGAGCCAGGACCAUUCCGGCGCAAGGUAACAUUAGAGCUGGAUAGAAUCAAUGAAAGUGACGACGACGUUGAUGCAUUGGAAAACAUUAAAAAAUAUUUUGCAUCCAGAGAACCGGGGCCAUCAGUUUCCCUGGAUUCUGAAUCCGACGAUGAAGCAAAGAAAAAACCAAAAUCAUCAAAAGCUACCAUGUUGCCUAAAAAAUCAGCGCAACGAAUGAAAGUGGAAAGCGACAAAUCCGACGAUGAGGUAGAGAACGAACCAAACUCACCAAAACCUGCCAUGUUGCCUAGGAAAUCAGCCCAACGAAUAGAAGUUGAGAGCGACGAAUCCGAUGAUGAAGUAAAGGAAAAACCAAAAUCACCAAAAAUUACCAAGUUACGUAAAGAAUCAGUUCAACGAAUGGAAGUCGAGAGCGACGAAGAAAAAGUGGCGAGCCCGCCACCGGUCGAAACUUCGGAAAACUCGCGGAUGGUAAAGCCGAAGCAAAACAACCGUGUGAAAGUGCUUGUCGAUUCAUCCGACUCCGAACACGAAGAGAAGACCAAUCUCGAGGAUGCCGAAGACGAAGGAAAAAGAGAUCGCUCGGAUGGUUCAGAAAACGAGCACGGGACAACGAAAAAACGUCGUCUGUUGGACAGCGAUGAAGAAGAAGAGCCAUUACCGUCUCUGAACACCGAGCUGAAACACGCCAAGUUGAUAAUUAGCGACGAGGAAGACGAGACGAUUGAAAAACAACCUACUCGAGUGGGGUCAUCUCGGGCAAUUAUUAGCGACGACGACGACGAUUAACAAGAGGAUACUAUGUGAUUUAUAAAUAUCUUUUUAAACGUCAUUUCAACCAAAUAUUUCAUUCUUUAUUUUUUGUAACGUGUUAUUUUUCCAUACCCUUUAAUAAAAUACAAAUAAUU